AUGCACUGUGCUACCACUCGGUCCUGUUUCUACCACCACACGCCUAACAGAUGUAGCUAUUGCAAUGUCAAGGUCAAUCACUUACAUAUCUCCAGUGAGCAGUUCAUCGCCAGUGUCCGUGGCUCUACAGAGUUCACCAACAAAAGUACAAAUGUUACGGCCAGAACUGAUGACGUAGUCCGCACAUUUACACAAGGUGGAGGCCUGUGGACAUUUGAGACAUUUUUUACUUUUGCCAAAUACAUUUGCCACCAUUUUAAUUACAGCUAUUGCUGUUUUUACAUCGUGGGUAUCAACGUGUCGAAAAACUGCAGUGAAGACGGCAAUAACUCUGCACACGACGGCAAUAUAUGUGCACACGACGGCAAUAACUCUGCACACGACGGCAAUAUAUGUGCACACGACGUUAUCAAAGGCAAAAACAGAUGCGUCCAUGACGGCAAUAAAUGUACCUAUGGCGGCAAUAAUUUUUCCGACGACGGCAAUUACUGUGCCCACGGCGGCAAUAACUGUGCCAACGACGGCAAUAACUGUGCCAACGACGGCAAUAAAUAUGAUAUCUGUGGUCACCGCCAAGAGAUAUCCCAGAUUUAUAUCUGUAUCUGCUGCUCAUACUUUACAAGCCAGCGACAGACCCGCUGUCAUCCUGUUGGAGGCCACGUUGUCUGUGAUGCAUGCCUAGACAAGUGGCCAGGAUUUUUAUGUCCGGUCUGUGACAAUCUGGCCAUUGUUUAUGGCGCUCAUCUCCAGACCUGGAGCGACCAAUCAGAGCUCGCCCUUCGCCGUCUGCCGGGUUUAUAUGGGACAGAGGGACACGGGUCUCACUACACUAGCUGGCGGCUCUACGGCUCUCAUCACACGACUUGGAAGCUGUACGGCUCUCAUCACACUAGCUGGCAGCUGUACGGCUCUAACGGCUCUGACCACCCACCUAGGUACCGGCUGUACGGCUCUGACCACCCACCUAGGUACCGGCUGUACGGCUCUGACCACCCACCUUGGUACCGGCCACUACCUGCAGCUUCCAGUAACUCUGUGACUCGCCGCUUCCAACACUGGACUCUUUGUGGACGUGAGAUGUGGCAGAGAUAUGCCACAUGUCAUGCCACUGUCACAUGUCAUGUCAUAUGGCAUAUCACUGUCACAUCGCAUGCCACUGACACAUGGCAUAUAACUCUCACAUGGCAUAUCACUGUCACAUGUCAUGUCAUGUGUCAUAUCACUGCCACAUGGCAUAACAACACCAAAUGGCAUGUCGUUAGAGCCACCUUGGAAGAUCAUACAGUUACACUAUUUCUGAUUACAUACAAUCAUGUGGUGACAACGUUACUGAUUGUUUACAAUCAUCUCUUGAAUAUACUCUCGUGGUUUAGUAGAGAUCACAUGACUCGUCUAUUUAUAGCAUCUACAAAUUUGACUACAAUGAUAGACCAACAAACGGAUCAGAUCAAAGAUCAUCACUCAAACAGCACUGGUAGCGAUAUUUUUAGAACUUUGGAGUGUUGCUCACACCUAAAUACACCUCACCAACUUAAACACUUAAACACACCUCACCAACUUAAACACAUAAACACACCUCACCAACUUGAACACCUAAACACACCUCACCAACUUGAACACCUACACACAUCUAACCAAUCUAAACACCUAAACACACCUCACCAACCUGAACACCUAAAUACACCCCAUCAAUCUAAACACUUAAACACACCCCACCAACGCGAACACGAUCACCAUCAACUAACACUCAGGGAGAAAGCUAAGGAGCCGUCCAUCAAAUUGUGCCUGAACAGGCAUCAACAACAUCUUAGCUCACGCCAACAACAUCCUAGCUCACGCCAACAUCUUAGCUCACGUCAAGAUCCUGCAGGACGUCACCAAUCUCUAAGCUCCCACCUAAGCUCCCACCUGUGGGUCAUGAAACGACCGCUCAUACUCUGCUCACUGCGCCUCACGCUCCUAAUAAACAUCUUGCUCACGUUUGGAUUAACUUCUGCUCAAGGAUUAACUGGAACAGAACCCAGCUGUAACAUGGAAGGGGAGAUCAUCCACGUCCCUGGUAUCUCUAGCAACCGCUGUACCUGUAGGUGUAAGGACGGUCGCGUGGACUGCGACUCAGUCAACUGUGGCAAUGGCGUGUUGACUGGUGAGACUGAACCGUGCGAUGCCAGACUUUGUCGUGGUGUGGAGGGAUGUCACGUGAUACUCUAUGACCACCCUAAUAAAUGCUGUAAGGUAUGCAAAGGUAAGGCUUUCAUUAUGCCACAAUAA
Physella acuta is the source of this 2271-nucleotide messenger RNA. RefSeq lists its product as uncharacterized. The record is from RefSeq and is a predicted model, not a curated record. Lineage: Eukaryota; Metazoa; Mollusca; Gastropoda; Physidae.